This is a messenger RNA of Closterium sp. NIES-65, 1806 nucleotides long. The record is from the annotation of a GenBank genome assembly. NCBI's taxonomy places the organism in Eukaryota, Viridiplantae, Streptophyta, Zygnematophyceae, Desmidiales, Closteriaceae.
AUGGCCUCCCCUAGCGUUCUCACCUUUGACGCUGAGGAUCGGGCAGUUGACUUUGAGGUCUGGGUAGAUGAUCUGCAACUUUUCCUACAGUGCGAUAGGGCAGACGGCCUCUCCGUAUUUGACCUCACUUCUGGUGCCUCUCUGGCCCCUGCUGCUGAUGCUGAUGCCACUGUUCGCUCACAAUGGGCCACACGUGAUGCUGCUGCUCGCCUUGCUGUUCGCCGCCACUUACUAAGCACUGAGCGUGCACACUUUAGCCAGUACAAGAGUGCCCAGACCUUGUACGACGCUGUAGUUGCACGCUACUCUUCCCCUGCCACUGCCGCAUUGAGCCGCCUCAUGCUACCGUACCUCUUCCCUGACCUUGCUGCCUUUCCCACAGUCGCUGACCUCAUUACGCACCUCCGCACUAGUGACACUCGCUACCGCGCUGCGCUUCCUGCUGAUCGGUCGGCGCUGCGUCUGCCCCGAGCGGGAGACGCCGCACCGGCAAGGGCAAGGGGGGCAAGGGCGCUGGAGGGGUUGGAGGGGGUGGUGGAGGUGGUGGUGGAGGCAGUGGAGGGGGUGGGGGUGGUGGUGGGAGUGGUGCCGGGGGUGGCGGCGGCGGCGGCGGCGGCAGCAGUGGAGGAGGUGGUGGCGGUGGAGGUGGCGGAGGGAGCGGAGGCGGCAGAGGUGGCGGAGGUGGAGGAGGUGGCGGAGGCGGCGGAGGCGGCGGCGGCGGCGGUAGUGGAGCGGGUCGCGACUCUGCGCAGAGGAGUGGCUCAGCGCGGUGGGGGUUUUGGUCCCUGCGCUUACGUCCUCCGUUCCGCCGACCGCGCUGGUGAGCACUGCGGAGGCCCGCACUCCACCCAGGGCUGCUUUGGUCGCCUGAUGGACGCGUGGCGUCACCAGAUCCCUGAGGCGUCAGAGAUCCCUCGCUGGGGAGAUCUGACUAAGGCCGUGGUUGCCAUCUUUGAUCUUGACUUAGAUGCUAUUCUUGCUGCCAUGUAUGCUGUUGAUACUAGUGUUGAGGGUGCCUGUUUCCUGUGUGUACCGCCUUACCCGGGCAUUGAGGCCGCUGCUCAAGGUGCUGGUGAGGCUGCUGCUCUAGGUGCUAGUGCGUCUGCUGCCCCAGGUGCUACUGCAUCUGCUGCCCCUGGUGCUGGUGAGUCUGCUCUCUCAGGUACUACAUCGGCUCAGGCCUUCCACACCUUCACCCUGGACUCGGAUGCGUCCCGCUCCUUCUUUCGAGACCGCACCACUCUUACGCCGCUCAGUCGGCCGGUUGCAGUCUCCCUGGCAGACCCCUCUGGGGGUCCUAUCCUUGCUAGCUUCUCUACUGUCCUACCGUGCCCGGCACCCCCCUCUGGCACCCUGUCUGGUCUCUACCUCCCCUCGUUCUCUACGAACUUGGUGAGUGGAGUGGACCUACAAGAUAGGGGGGUUGAUCAGUUCACUCCUGCGAGUCAGUGGGUGACCCACUGCACGUGUGCUCGGACAGGCCGACACUUGGCCACGUUCACCCGUCGGCCAGGGUUGAGCCUGUACACCCAUACUACUGAGUCUCCUCCUGCUGCUGAGUCUGUCCAGGUAGCUGCGUCGAGUCAGGUGUUUGCUGCGGCGUCCAGGUCUGGUCCUGAGUCUGCCCCUUGCUCGUCUCGUUUGCUGUCCCACCAGACUCUCCUUUGGCACCACCACCUUGGUCACCCCUCCUUGCCUCGUCUCCGAGGCAUGGCCUCCCGUGUCCUUGUCUCUGGUCUCCCUCCGUCUCUCCCUCCCCUUCCUCCGGGGCCUGGCCCUACCUGCGUCUCCUGCAUGGAGGGGUGA